UAUGUGUUAGGUUUUUUAGUAAGUAGAUGUAGGUUAGGCAAUUAUUUGUUUUUGUCUUAGAUAUUUUGUGAAUAUUGAAUUUAUUUAUUUGUGUUUGCUAAAUUAUUGUCAUUUGUAAACUAUGAGGGAAAUAGUUCACAUCCAAGUUGGACGAUGCGGGAAUCAGAUCGGUGGAAAGUUCUGGGAGGUGAUAUCGGACGAGCACGGAAUCGACCCCGAAGGCUGCUACCACGGCGACUCCGAUCUCCAAAUAGAACGCAUCAACGUUUACUACAACGAAGGGUCAAAAUGCAAAUACGUUCCUCGCGCCGUCAUGGUCGACCUAGAACCUGGUACCAUGGACGCUCUCCGAGCAGGCCCUUUUGGCCAACUCUUUCGACCAGACAACAUAGUUUAUUCUUGCUCAGGCGCAGGCAACAACUGGGCUAAAGGACAUUACACAGAAGGCGCAGAUUUGCUUGAAUCGGUCCUCGAUGUUGUGAGGAAGGAGGCUGAAGGUUGCGACUGCUUGCAAGGGUUCCAGCUGGUUCAUUCGUUGGGAGGCGGCACUGGGUCUGGUUUGGGAACGUUGCUGUUGGCCAAUUUAACUGAAGAGUACCCUGACCGUAUCACAGUAUCGUACUCUAUCGUCCCAAGCCCUAAAGUGUCAGAUACAGUAGUAGAACCUUACAACGCAACCCUAUCUAUUAACCAGCUCAUAGAGAACACCAACCAGACGUACUGUAUCGACAACGAAGCGCUCUACGACAUUUGCUUCAGAACCUUGAAGUUAAAAACUCCUACAUACGGAGACCUUAACCAUUUGGUGUCCCUUGCGAUGUCAGGAGUGACCACUUGUUUGCGGUUUCCUGGACAAUUGAAUGCCGAUUUGAGGAAAUUGGCAGUGAAUAUGGUGCCGUUCCCGCGACUGCACUUCUUCAUGCCAGGAUUUGUUCCACUAACAUCGAGGGGCAGUCAGCAGUACCGAGCGCUGACGGUACCAGAGCUGACGCAGCAGAUGUUCGAUGCGAAGAACAUGAUGGCAGCGUGCGAUCCUCGCCACGGCCGCUACUUGACUGUCGCUGCGGUGUUUAGAGGAAGAAUGUCCAUGAAAGAGGUCGACGAGCAAAUGCUGAACAUUCAGAAGAAGAACAAAGACUUCUUCGUGGAGUGGAUACCGAGCAAUGUUAAGACUGCUGUUUGCGAUGUGCCGCCAAGGGGCUUGAAGAUGUCGGCAACAUUUGUUGGUAAUACGACAGCAAUCCAAGAGGUCUUCAAGAGGCUUUCGGAUCAGUUCUCGUCGAUGUUCAGAAGGAAGGCUUUCCUCCAUUGGUACACCGGAGAAGGUAUGGACGAGACUGAUUUUGCUGAAGCUGACAACAAUCUGAACGACUUGAUAGCAGAGUACCAGCAAUACCAAAAUGCGACGGUGGAUGCGCAGGAAUUUGGUGGCGAGGAAAGCGAAGAAAGUGAAGAAUGCGAAUGAAUCACAUUUUUAUUUAUUUUAUUUAAUAUUAUUAUUAUACGUUAUUUGUUUUUUAAACCAAAAA
Messenger RNA from Ostrinia furnacalis (Asian corn borer), 1529 nucleotides. RefSeq names its product tubulin beta chain-like. Lineage: Eukaryota; Metazoa; Arthropoda; Insecta; Lepidoptera; Crambidae. The record is from RefSeq and is a predicted model, not a curated record. Gene Ontology annotation, biological process: microtubule-based process. Gene Ontology annotation, cellular component: microtubule. Gene Ontology annotation, molecular function: GTP binding; structural constituent of cytoskeleton; GTPase activity. The transcript is spliced from 2 exons. Bases 122 to 1465 code for a protein of 447 amino acids.